This is a messenger RNA of Morchella importuna, 1791 nucleotides long. RefSeq lists its product as uncharacterized. The record is from RefSeq and is a predicted model, not a curated record. NCBI's taxonomy places the organism in Eukaryota, Fungi, Ascomycota, Pezizomycetes, Pezizales, Morchellaceae. Gene Ontology annotation, molecular function: transmembrane transporter activity. The transcript has 4 exons. The coding region runs from base 1 to 1791 and encodes 596 amino acids. Gene Ontology annotation, biological process: transmembrane transport.
AUGACCGUUCAGCCCGAAGGCCUCGAGCCACCAAGCCAGGCAGAUCUAAAGAAGAACCACUCGUCCCUCACAAUGACGGACUCAUCAACGCUCGCUCCAAGUACAUUCGAUAAUUUGAAUGAGAAGAGCUUGAGCAACUCACGGGCUGCCUCACCCACUGAUGGCGAGAAGAUGGAUGACAUUGAGGUUGAAGACAAGGCCAAGGAGGGAGAGGGCGGGGAGAAGGGGGACGAUGGUGAAUACAUGGAGGAUGGACAGAAAUAUCCGGGACCAGUUGCGUUGGGUUUGAUCACACUGGCACUGUGUUUAGCUGUGUUUUUAGUUGCUCUGGACCAAACGAUCAUUGCAACGGCCAUUCCCAAGAUCACGGACCAGUUUGGUGCUCUUGACGACGUGGGCUGGUAUGGGUCCGGGUACAUGUUGACGAUGUGCUCCUUCCAAUUGAUCUAUGGUAAACUUUACAGCUACUUCAGUCUCAAAUGGUGUUUCCUCGCGGCAAUCUGUAUCUUCGAACUCGGCUCUCUCAUCUGCGGUGCUGCGCCUACCAGUGAAGCUCUCAUCGUUGGUCGUGCCAUUGCCGGUCUCGGAUGUGCCGGUAUCUUCUCCGGUGCCCUCAUUAUCCUCGCACACUCGGUACCACUCCGCAAGCGUCCAAUUUACUCAGGUCUCAUCGGCGCCAUGUUCGGAAUUGCAUCUGUUGCUGGUCCCCUUAUGGGUGGUGCAUUCACAGACCACUUGACAUGGAGAUGGUGCUUCUACAUCAAUCUUCCCAUCGGUGCCGUCGUGAUCAUUGCCAUCAUUGUUUUCUUUACCCCACCAGCCCGUGUUAAGGCUGAUAAGCUUACUGGUAUGGAGAAGCUCAAGGAGCUCGAUCUUGCCGGAACCGCCGUUCUCCUUCCUGGUAUUGUCUGUCUUCUUCUUGCGCUGCAAUGGGGAGGCUCAAAGUACCAGUGGUCCAACCCAAAGAUCAUUGGCUUGCUCGUGACCGCCGGUGUGCUCCUCGCCGGCUUUGUCGGCGUUCAGAUCUGGCGUGGUGAGAAGGCCACCAUUCCCCCACGUAUCUUGAGGCAGCGCUCCAUCAUGUCCAGUUGCAUCGUCUCUUUCUCUAUUGGAUCCUGCUUCAUGCUUCUCGUUUUCUACCUUCCCAUCUGGUUCCAGGCCAUCAAAGGCGUUACUGCCACCCAGUCGGGUAUCCGCAAUCUCCCAUUGAUCCUAGGAGUCACUGUCUGCUCGAUCUUAGCAGGUGCAGGAACCACCAUCUUUGGCUACUAUACCCCCUUCAUGCUUGUCGGUGCGGCUAUGAGCGCUAUUGGUGCUGGGCUCCUUACAACCUUCGAGGUUGACACUGCCUCGCCAAUGUGGAUCGGAUACCAGGUUCUUUGCGGAGCCGGAAUCGGUCUCGUCAUGCAGCAACCUAUGAUCGCCGCUCAGACCGUUCUGAAGCUCGAAGAUGUUCCUACUGGUACCUCAUGUGUCAUCUUCUUCCAGACUCUGGGAGGUGCGCUGUUUAUCUCUGUUGGCCAAAACGUCUUCACAUCAAAGCUGAUCGAGGGCCUCACCGCAUCCAUGCCCGACUUCAACCCCGCGAUCGUGUUGUCGACCGGUGCAACAAGUCUGCAGACAAUGUUCUCCGCAGAGCAGCUGCCAAUGAUCCUCGAGGCAUACAACAACGCACUUACACAGUGCUUCUACCCCAGUGUGGCUAUGGCGUGCUUGGGCUUCUUGGGAAGUCUAGGAAUGGAGUGGGUCAGUGUUAAGGGAAAGAAGAUUGAGAUGGGAGUGGCUGCUUAG